AUGGGUUCGCCAUUAGAGCACUGGCUCGUUGCUCACCGCCGCAAGGAAGCCACCAGGGCCAACUCGGGAACAAAUGCAGACCCUCCCAUAGCCAACAAUCCCGUUCCAGGCCGAAUAUGGACGAAAGAAUCCCUAGCAAAGAUUUGGGGAUACUCGUCGUUGAAGGAUAUGUGUGGCAGGGCGAACGAGACUCCCUGGUACAACGCCGAAACAGGAAUGAAUGAAGAGGUUGACGAAUCGUCCGAGAGAACAUUGACCAAACCAGAGGGAUACAAUCCAUUUAAAUUUCGUCUUGGCCCUUCAUUGGUACCAGGCCUACCGCCAGGAUGGUUUGCAGCUUACCGUGCAAUCGAACAAGGACUAGGUCAAGGGAGCGACGAAGACGCAAUAGCAUUACUCGCAUCACUACCACCUCGACCUCCGCCCCAGCCCUUGCCCCCGCUCCGGGUUCCGCGAUCGUCACUUUACAUCGAGAACCAGAUCCUAAUCUUGCAUCAAGACCUCGAUUCCCUGUUCGAACACUACUUGACCAAAUAUGUUUCUGCGUCUUGCGAGAAUGAAGCAUUUAAGUUGCUCCAUGCCGAAAUGGAUGUGCUCAUGGCUCACCACGAAGUCAAUUUAGCUCACUCCGAUAGCGACAGCACGCUCCUAGACCUCUACGCUGGUUUUUCUGAAAGGAUUCAGCAGAGCAUCAUCUAUUGCGCAUACAUUGCCUGGGACCAAGAGCAAUUCCCAAGCCGACCGCGCGCCGGUAAUCCCUGGGGCUACCUGCUCCCCAAGACAUACAUGGCAAAAGCCCUGAGUCGCCAGAGAAUUUCUUCGGAGAUGUUGGUGGUAUUUCAGAAUAAGCAGAGUUUGCUGAGAGAGCUGAGGACAGUGACUUGGGGUCGUAGGGCCUACUUGGACAGGUUGGAGCAACUCUCCGACGCUGACGCCAGGACACUGUGGAUGCUCCAUCCAACUUUCACUCACAGCAAGACCGUACCACUGCACGCCCUGGUAGGAAACCUUCAAAGGCUGUAUUUGCAGAUGGGCGAUAGACGGCUUUUGAGGAGCUAUUGGGCGAAAUGA
This is a messenger RNA of Exserohilum turcica Et28A, 1071 nucleotides long. RefSeq lists its product as uncharacterized. Lineage: Eukaryota; Fungi; Ascomycota; Dothideomycetes; Pleosporales; Pleosporaceae. The record is from RefSeq and is a predicted model, not a curated record. Bases 1 to 1071 code for a protein of 356 amino acids. The transcript has a single exon.